Magnolia sinica is the source of this 2748-nucleotide messenger RNA. RefSeq lists its product as uncharacterized. The transcript is spliced from 18 exons. NCBI's taxonomy places the organism in Eukaryota, Viridiplantae, Streptophyta, Magnoliopsida, Magnoliales, Magnoliaceae. The record is from RefSeq and is a predicted model, not a curated record. The coding region runs from base 347 to 2341 and encodes 664 amino acids.
UCGUGAGUCCGCGUUCUUCGCAGAGGAACGAAGUUUUUCUCGAAUUGAGAAACCGUCGGAAGCAUCGGAUCGGGCAUCCGGAUAGUUUUAUCCGCUUAUAAAUACGUCCUCGAUCGUUGUUUUCAACCUUCCUCAGGAAUCGUAGGUGGAGAGAGAGAGAGAGAGAGAGCCGUUUGGUACGCAUGAGAUGGCUCUCUCUCCCAUAAAUACCGAAACAACCUUCCCUCAUUCUUUUCCCCAAACAACUCCAAACGUCACACAAGAAAAUGGAUUUCGCCAUUUCUUUUUCUUCUUCUGCUAGCUGUUCCCUUUCAAGUUCCAAGGCAUCUUCCUAUCAGUUACAGGUAUGGAUGAAAGGGUAAACGAUAGUGAAUCCUUGAAGCAGCGUAUCGAGCAGCUAGAACAUGAGCGUGACGAACUUCGGAAAGACAUUGAGCAAUUGUGCCUUCAGCAAUCUGGCCCUAGCUAUCUUGCUGUGGCUACUCGAAUGCACUUUCAAAGGACAGCUGGUUUGGAGCAGGAGAUCGAGAACUUAAAAAAGAAAUUAUCUGGAUGCAUGAGAGAUAAUCGGAAUCUUCAAGAGGAGCUUUCAGAGGUCUAUCAUAUCAAAAGCCAGCUAGCAGAUUUACAUAGUACGGAGGUCUCAAAGAACAUGGAAGCAGAGAAGCAGCUGAAAUUCUUUCAGGGUUGUGUAGCUGCAGCAUUUGCUGAAAGGGAUAAUGCAUUAAUGGAGGCGGAGAAGGCAAAGGAACGAGAGGAGGCCAUGCCACAAAAAUUAAAUGUUUUUGAAAAGAGCAGAGUUGAGGAGCUGAGGUCAGCAUGUCUUGAAGAAGAGAAACAUAGGACUGCUCUUCAGAUUGAAGUGAUGAAUUUAAAAGACCAAAAUGAAUCCCUUGAGAAGGUUAUUAAUAAGUUUUAUGAUAUCAGACAAAAUGCUCUUGGGCACUUUGAAGAUAUAAAUAUGAAAGAUAAAUGUGGAUGCCUUUUGGAGGAUCCUGCGGAAAUAUGGAGUUUUGAUUGCCACAAUGAAACUUCCACCUCUAAAUACAUUGGCUCUCUAGAAGAAGAAUUGGAGACAUUGAGAAGUUCCAUAGACAAUCUUCAGAACAGAUUGCGUAUGGGAUUGGAGAUUGAAGAACACUUGAGAAAAAAGGUCAGCACAUUGGAAGAAAAGCAUAUUCUUUCAGAUGAAAUGAUCAGUAACAGAUUAUCAGCAUUACGCCAUUUUCAUACUCAACGCAGAUGUGAAGUCAUGGAUUUAUUGGAGGAAGAGAAAACUUGGAUAAAAUCAUUGCUUGUUGAGGUACACGAGAAAAUGGGACAGCUUCGCAUGAGCAGAACAUCUGAUUUUGAGGCUUUUCAGAGAGAUGCAAAGUGUGUUGACGUUGAGUGCAGGGAUGUACAUAUAACUAGUGACGUUGAUCCUAGUGUGGUUGCCAUGAAGAACAGUAUUGCUUCACCAAGUACGGUGCCUGAUGGAAUGGUUCAUUCCUCAGAUGCCCUUGCACAGGCAAUGCAAGAGAAGGUUUCUGCCCUAUUACUACUGUCACAGCAGGAAGAAAGGCAUUUACUGGAGAGGGAUGUAAAUGCAGCUCUUCAGAAGAAGAUGGAUGAACUUCAAAGGAACUUAUCUCAAGUAACAAAUGAGAAGGUGAAGGCUCUUAUGGAGUUGGCACAAUUAAGGCAGGAAUAUCUGUUGCUGCAAGAAAGCAUCAGUCAGGGAAUGAAACAAGGAAAUUUUCUCAGCAAUGACGGGGACAAAAGCCUGGCUGCUCGUGACAGAGAUGGGAAACUCAAAAAUCUGCUGAAGAAAACAUACCUAGGACGUUGGGUCGGCAGAUUGGAUCUCCAUGGAAAUGAAUCUGGUGUUCAUGUGAAUAAUGAUGAGAGCAGUCCCAUGAACAAAAGACCAAAUUAUUCUGUGGAUUUUGCAAGGUUGAAGGUUGAAAAUGCAACCCUUCAGGAAAGCAUUGCAAGUAUGGAGCAUCUGACCUCUUCAAUUCACAAGCUUCGUCUUGCACUUCUAAAGGCAAAUGACGCUGCAGCAUCCCAAGGUCCUGUUGACAGUAUUACUGAAGCAUUAGAUAGUAUUAUUUUUGAGGCAAAACUUGUGAAGACAGCCCUUGGCAGCUCGCUUCCUGUCAGCUGGUCAGGUGAGGCUGACCUUGGAUCUCCUGAUGAGAACAUCAAUCAGCCAACCGAUGUUUUGCGGGACUCCAGCUCCGAGAAAGUUGACUGCGUUUCUGCAGCAGGAUUUGAGAUGGUGGAGCUCUUGAUAAUGGCUGCUCAACUUCUAAAAGAGAUGAUAAUCCAAAAGAGCUCAGAAGGUGGGGUGAGCUGAUCAGCUUCUGAUUCUUUUUGGUCCGACUUUGAGGGGGCAAUCCAUCCUACCUGGAUUUGUAUCAGGCAAGGCAAGAAAUUCUCUCUGCCUCGAAAAAAGGAAGAUGUUGCGGAGCAGGUACUGGAUCCAUCUAUGACCUUCGAUGGUUAAACUAAGAUGUAUCCUUGUUCGUGCUAGUGCUGAGUGGAAUGUAAUGAAUGUGGGCCAUAGGUUGUUGGGUCAGUAUGAUAUCAGAGAAGGUAUGGUGUUGAUUAGAAAGGAUGGGCAUUCCUAUGCUUCUAUGCAUGCAUGUAUUCUCUGUUGUAAAUGGAAUCCAAAUAAUGUAAUUAACCUUUUGUUAUCAAGAUAUAUGUUAUAUCAAAUUAUAAGAAUGCUGACAGUUGCACUCUUUGCAGCUGUUUAUGUGU